AUGUCGCAAGCCAAAGUAUGUUAAACCCCCAAGAACUGAUUCUUUUUCUCCCCCCACUCCCACUUUCAUGAUUUUCAUCAUUUUCGCUAACAUCAAGCAGAAACCAGAUCCGUACAAAUCCUUCAUAGCAGGAGGAGUAGCAGGCGCAGUCGAAGGAGUAAUAACAUACCCCUUUGAGUUCGCCAAGACGCGCCUCCAACUCGCCCCCAGCUCCACCACCACUCGAUCCAGCAGGAACCCGCUCCGGCUCAUCUACAACGUCGCCACCACCCACGGCAUAUCAGCGUUGUACGUCGGAUGUCCCGCUUUCGUCGUGGGCAACACCGUCAAGGCCUCGGUGCGCUUCUUGGGGUUCGACGCCAUCAAGAACAUGUUGGUUGACGCCAAUGGCAAGUUGAGCGGGCCCAGGGGGGUGAUCGCGGGGUUAGGCGCGGGGCUCUUGGAGUCCGUUGUGGCCGUCACCCCCUUUGAGGCGAUCAAGACUGGGUUGAUUGACGAUAAGCAGCGCGAAAGGCCAAGGUAUGGUGGUGCGGGCGGCACGUUCAAGUUGGUGCGCGACUUGGGGUUCAAGGGGGUCUACGCUGGUGUUGUGCCUGUUAGUUUGAGACAGGCUGCGAACCAAGCUGUAAGGUUGGGCAGUUAUAACGCGAUCAAGAGCAUGGUGCAGCAGGCGACGCAUACUGCGCCAAAUCAGCCGUUGAGCAGUGCUGCUACGUUUGUCGUUGGCGCUAUUGCUGGGAUAGUCACUGUGUACACCACGAUGCCCAUCGACACCGUCAAGACGAGGAUGCAGGCGUUGGGCUCGGAUAAAAAAUAUACUUCGACUUUGAAUUGCUUUGUUCGCAUUUUCAAAAACGAGGGCUUGGCUACGUUUUGGAAGGGCGCCACGCCGCGUUUGGGGAGAUUGGUCUUGAGCGGGGGCAUUGUGUUUACCAUAUAUGAAAAGAUGUUGGUAUUGCUUAAUUAA
Lodderomyces beijingensis is the source of this 967-nucleotide messenger RNA. The record is from the annotation of a GenBank genome assembly. NCBI's taxonomy places the organism in Eukaryota, Fungi, Ascomycota, Pichiomycetes, Serinales, Debaryomycetaceae.